AUGCCUCUCGAUACCUCAACAUAUGAAUUAGCGCUUCUGCGCGUCGACGGGCGAAGAUGGAAUGAACUCCGCCGUCUUCACGCCCAGAUUAGGACCCAAGAUGCCGCCGACGGUUCAUCAUAUCUCGAAAUGGGCCAUACAAAAGUCAUGUGCGUCGUGACAGGCCCUUCUGAACAGCAGCAGCAACGACGCGGCGGUCAACAAGGAUCUCGCGACAUGGCGGCGAUCAAUGUCAAUGUGGUGAUCGCAGGAUUCUCAAGCGUGGAUCGCAAGAAGCGAGGGCGCAAUGAUAAGCGCAUCCAGGAGAUCGAAACUACAAUUGCCAAUGCACUCGCUUCGAACCUACACACGCAUUUGUUUCCCAACUCAUCGAUCUCAAUCUCACUUCACGUUCUUUCACAAGAUGGAUCGCUACUCGCUGCUCUACUCAAUGCUACAACACUGGCGCUUAUCGAUGCUGGUAUUCCUAUGUCGGACUACAUUGCUGCCUGUACGGCGGGCUCGACCUCUACAUACGCUGCUGGGGACGACACGGCCGACCCCCUACUCGACUUGAACACCCAAGAGGAGCAAGAACUUCCGUUCCUCACCGUCGCGACGCAUGGCGCUACCGACCGAGUAGCAGUCUUGGUAUGCGAGAGUCGUGUGCAAGUCAGCAGGUUGGAGGGUAUGUUAGUAGUAGGUGUGGAUGGAUGUAAACAGGUCAAGCAGUACUUAGAUCAAGUGGUGAAAGACAAGGGUGCUGAAAUGGUCCAGGAGGGCGCCGUUGAAAGGAGUGACGCGAUGAUGGAUUUGGACGAAUAG
Molecule: messenger RNA, 804 nt
Organism: Fusarium venenatum
Lineage: Eukaryota; Fungi; Ascomycota; Sordariomycetes; Hypocreales; Nectriaceae
Product: 3' exoribonuclease family, domain 1-domain-containing protein
Biological process (GO): rRNA catabolic process; U4 snRNA 3'-end processing; nuclear mRNA surveillance
Cellular component (GO): cytoplasmic exosome (RNase complex); nucleolus; nuclear exosome (RNase complex)
Source: RefSeq, a predicted model, not a curated record